GCACAAACUACCGCGCAUGCGAGUUUAUGGUUAAUGGGUUAACUUUUUUUUUUGUUUUAACUCAACGUCAACUAUUUACGUUACACAGGAACUAAUUGGAGUCGAAGCCAGUACAGGCUUUUAGUUUAGUAUUCAAUUUGGAGAGGAAGCUGAGUUCCCCCUUACUUGAAGAGCUAAAUCUCGAAGAAAAAAAGCCGUCUGCUUAUUGGAAAGAUCAACGACAGUUUAACUCCCCUACCGCCGGCCGGCCUUUUGCCGAAUUAAUUGAUCACGGAAUCGGUUCAUGAGCCGGUACUAUAGGUGGUAUAAAGCGCAGGCGCGGCGAGUUUAGCCGACUUUACCGGCAUGGCCAGGGACUACGAUUACCUCUUCAAACUGCUCAUUAUCGGCGACAGCGGUGUAGGGAAGAGCAGUCUUCUGUUGCGCUUUGCAGACAACACGUUUUCAGGUAGCUAUAUUACCACUAUUGGAGUUGACUUCAAGAUCCGAACAGUAGAGAUUAAUGGUGAGAAGGUGAAGCUACAAAUCUGGGACACAGCGGGCCAAGAGCGCUUCAGAACCAUCACCUCCACGUAUUACAGAGGAACCCAUGGGGUUAUAGUUGUGUAUGAUGUCACCAGUGCUGAAUCUUUUGUCAACGUUAAACGAUGGCUGCAUGAAAUUAAUCAGAAUUGUGAUGAUGUAUGUCGGAUAUUAGUGGGUAAUAAAAAUGACGACCCCAACUCUAAAGUUGUGGAGACAAAUGAUGCACAAACGUUUGCAGAGCAGAUGAGCAUCCGUCUGUUCGAGACCAGUGCAAAAGAAAACAUUAAUGUGGAGGAGAUGUUUAACUGCAUCACCGAGCUGGUGUUACGGGCAAAGAAGGAAUCUGUGGCAAAGCAGCAACAGUUGCAACAGAAUGAUGUUAUUAAACUCAGCAAGAACAGCAAGCGAAAGAAAAAGUGUUGCUAGUGGACCUCAGACCAGACACUCCCAGCAGAAUCCCUAUAGAGAAAAGGACCAUGAUCACCUAAAUUAAGAGCAGAGAUUGCUAAAUAAAGAUAAUUAAAUGAAAAGAAACAUGUCCCUUUUGGACAUAUACAAAUAAUGAAGACUUUUUAAAGAAAAUGUACAGAUUUUAUUAGAAUUAAGGGAUUUUUAAGUGGGAAAUCAAUAGAUGUGGUAUUUAAUAAAAGACCCUCCUUCUUUUUUGAAGGACUGACAAACUGACAUGCUCACCACAUUAUGCAGAUUUUUAUAUGCAUAUAGUUACUCUUAAUUUGUUAGUUUUUGUGUCUCUAUAUCAGGAUUGUUGUCAUAUUUUCUGUUUUAUGGAAUACAUUUAUUUUCUAGAAAGAGUGAUGAGAGAGCAGUUUAUGAAAUCUUAGAUGCCAACAACUUGUGUAUUUUAACUUAAACAAAUUUCUCCAAAUUGGAAGACCUUUUUGUGUGGCUAAUCUCAGAGGACGCACACAUCAUCUGCCAAUGAUUUCUGUGUUCAGUACUUACUCUGCAGUCUCAUGUAAAGAAUUUCUAUUUUGGGAAAAGGUGUCAUGGUGCAGUCUUACUGCAUUUACAAGUAUGUAAUUGUCCAAAUCCCAAUUGAAUAUAAAGGUGUUUUUAAGAAAAACAGGAGUUAAAAUGCCAUAUGACUAACCAUUUUUCACGAGGAAAAAGGACAGAGUAAAAGUAUUUUAAAUAUUUAAAAUUGAACGAAGUACAUAAUUACAGCUGAAUGCCUCUUGUCCACAAAACCUCAUAACUUUAAUCCACUAUAAUUAUAGCUAAACACCCAGAAUCAUCACUGUGGGAAAGGUAGAGUUUUGGGGGUUUUUUUUGUCAAGGAGACAUAGCAACACAUCUCUGACUUUUUAUCCAUUAUUCAUUUGUAUCUCUAAACAAUAUAACAAAAUUUGAAUUUGAAAAUUUAAUCAGAUAUGAUUUAUGAUUUUUAUAUUUGCACAUAGCCAUGCAAAUUCGCAGAUUUGUGCUGGAAAAGGAUGUGGUUCUGCUGUCCACUGGACUAAAGAAAAAAUACUGCAUCUCCUCCCUCUUAUGAAUUAAAAUGACUAAACAAUUUCAGUGUAUUAACAUUCAGCAUUGCCUUUUUUUGCCUGUAUUCUCAAAUAUGUGUUGCUGAAUGUUUUCCAUUUCCAAGUUACCGUUAUUUCCUUGUCUUCUGAGUAUCAGCAUUUGUUAUACUGUGUUUGCAGCAAUCAUAACACUGAUAUUCCUGCAUUUUAAUUUCUUUAUAUCUCAGUGCAUUCCACAUUCAUUUUAUGCUUUUCUUACCAUGAAAGGAUGUUGUGUAAAUCGUAUCUAGCAUAACUACAAUAACAUACUGUAAAUGUGGAUCAUGUGAAAGUGUAACAGUUCCAACAUCACCCUUAUCUUUGCUAUACACUAUACACAUUUGUAUUUGAGAAAAUGGAUCUGAAAUAUAUAAUUUUAAUUUCCUGAUAAUUACAUCUAUAUCAUAGACUAUGGUGCAUUUGUUGUCAAAUUACCACAUUUUUAGGUGAGCAAAACUACUGCUUCAUGCCUCCUGACAAUACAUCUAAAUGCAAAUAUCAGAAAAUGAAAAUUCUCCUACAUCAUCUCAUAUGCAAAUGUAUUCAUGGUGAAUCAAAUACAGGUAGCCUUCUCAUUCCAAGAACACAGCGGACAGUAUGUGUGUCAAAAUGAACACAGCUAUCAUACUAUGUUCUUCAUUACUUCAAAUUUAAUUUGUUUGUUUUUUUAAAUCUGUGCUUUCAAGCCCAGUUGAAUUUUGUGUACUUAAAUGUUGACUGGCAUGGUGUUCAAGUAAUUAUCACUGUCUUGAUAAUACUCCUGAUAAAACUGAAUGCCUUUAUGUUUUUUUUUUUAUGAGCAUUGUAUUUUCAGAUCUUAUAUUUGCUAUAGACUAUUUGUAAAAGGGCCCUAUGUCCAUGUAAUGUGUCUUGUAAGUGAUACAGUUGAGUCAUUUAAUUCUCGCGUGCCAAUUUUCUGUUUCAAGUGUUUAAAAAUUUUCUGAACAUUACACACGUACUAUCUGGAAGAAUUUUCACUUUCUGUUGUAAAAGAUUGUAGGCUACAGGUUUAUAAGACUUUCCAUGAUUGAACUAACAUGCAAACAUAAAAAAUGCAUACAGGG
This is a messenger RNA of Tachysurus fulvidraco (yellow catfish), 3115 nucleotides long. It is a transcript of the gene rab35b, whose product is annotated as RAB35, member RAS oncogene family b. The transcript has 6 exons. Lineage: Eukaryota; Metazoa; Chordata; Actinopteri; Siluriformes; Bagridae. Gene Ontology annotation, biological process: endocytic recycling. The record is from RefSeq and is a predicted model, not a curated record. Bases 346 to 951 code for a protein of 201 amino acids. Gene Ontology annotation, molecular function: GTP binding; GTPase activity. Gene Ontology annotation, cellular component: endosome membrane; plasma membrane.